Messenger RNA from Pterocles gutturalis (yellow-throated sandgrouse), 1998 nucleotides. RefSeq names its product leucine-rich repeat-containing protein 49-like. The coding region runs from base 1 to 1692 and encodes 563 amino acids. The transcript has 11 exons. NCBI's taxonomy places the organism in Eukaryota, Metazoa, Chordata, Aves, Pterocliformes, Pteroclidae. The record is from RefSeq and is a predicted model, not a curated record. Gene Ontology annotation, molecular function: protein binding.
AUGAGGUUCAACACAGCAAAGUGCAAGGUUUUGCACUUGGGCCGGAAGAACCCCAGGCACCGGUACAGGCUGGGAGGAGUGGUCCUUGAGAGCAGCUCGGCAGAGAAGGACCUGGGGAUCCUGAUGGACGAGAGACUUAACAUGAGCCAGCAGUGCGCUCUGGCAGCUCGGAAAGCAAAUGGGAUCCUGGGCUCCAUCAGGAGAGGGAUAACUAAAAUAGAAAACAUCAGUCAUUUGAGUGAUCUGAGAGUGUUAAACCUCGCCAGAAACCUACUGACUAUUGUAGAAAACCUUAAUGGACUGGAUUCACUCACAGAACUCAACCUUCGUCAUAAUCAAGUCUCUGCUAUAAAAGAUGUGGAUUCUUUGCCCUGUCUCCAACGUCUCUUCCUCAGCUUCAACAAUAUAUCUAGUUUUGAGGAUAUUCUGUGCCUUGCUGAUUCCUCAUCUUUGUCAGAUAUCACCCUUGAUGGCAAUCCAAUAGCUCAGGAGACAUGGUACAAACACACUGUUCUCCAUCAUAUGAUGCAGCUCCGACAGCUAGAUAUGAAGAGAAUCACAGAAGAAGAAAGACGUAUGGCAUCUGUUGCAGCAAGGAAGGAGGAAGAAAGGAAGCGUGAAAGCCAUAAGCAGACAUUGCUGAAGGAAAAGAAACGGUUGACAAUUUGUAAUAUUGCUCACCAGUGGGAGAUACAACAGAAUCGAACAGCUCUUGUGGCUUCUUUAAACCAAGAUAAAGAUAACGAGCCCUGUCAGAUCAAUGGCAAUGCUGUGUAUGUAUUUCCUGAAGAAAACAGGUCUCUUGAUACAAUAUUGAGCAGUGCAGUACAAGGCUUGUCUGUUCUUGAGUCUCAUUUAGUGGAAGUGGAAGGAGACACUCUUUGCUUGUAUGGUGCUGGAGCACUGGAGUGCCUGGAUAGAAACUGGAGUAUUCAAACAACUGGAACUAUUGUCACAGUCUCCUUUAUGUUCAUAGAAUUUGAUGAAAUUGUUCAAGUGUUAACAAAACUGAAGAUAAAAUUUCCUAAUUCUGUGCACCUGAAGUUUAAGGAGACAAAUCUUGUGAUGCUGCAGCAGUUCAAUGCAUUAGCCCAGAUGCAUCGCAUUGAACAGUUAACAGUUGAUCCUCAGGGCAAUCCGGUUGUCAACUUUACUUUGUGGAAAUACUAUGUUCUGUUUAGACUGAACCAUUUUAAUCUACAGAAGAUCAAUGGAGUAAAGGUUACUGAAAAUGAUAUUGUAAUGGCAGAAAGGCUCUUCGGAAUUCUGGCAUACGUAGCAUCUUCUGAGCUGCCACAUUAUCGCAUGCUUUCGUUAUUGGGAGAAUCUAGAAGGAAGCAAUUCCAUUACCUGCUGGAGGGAAAGGGAAAGAAAUCUGGGACUGGGAGUGAGGAAGGUAGUGAUAACAGAAGGAAUGGAAGAGAAAGCACAACUCGAGCAAUGCUGAAUUACACAACAAAGGACUUACAUAUGGAAAAGCUUGAGGAAAUCAAGGAGAGAAAAACAUUUUGCCAGACGUACAUCGAGAACUUAGUGAAAGAAGCAGCUGACAUCAAUAUGAAAAAUGAGUCGUUGCAGAAGCUCUGGCCUCAAAUGUUCAUUGAGCUUGUUAGAGAUGCAGUGAUAGAAAUACGCAAUAAAAAUUCCUACAUGAAACUCUGCUUACAGCGGAUCACUGAUCAAAAGGAGUAGAAUCAAGGCUUGUUGUCUUGGAAGCUUUUGGUUUCAGUAUUCUCUGAUGUUUUACAAACUUAAAAUAACAGAAUAUAAAAUUACCAUCACUAUGGCAUACUUCAUCCCCCCACCCUCCAAAGGGAUGCCUCUCAAUCUUAAUUAACUCUUGAUAGUUUUGAAAUCAAAGUUUACAUGCAUACUGCUUUAACAAUGCUUCCUUGCCUAAAGUGAUGAGAUAGCACAGAAGUAACUUGGUGAUUGUCAUGUUUUACUAAGUUCUUGUUUAUUUUUUUCUGCUACCCUUGUUUCUGUAGUGCUACAGCA